Odobenus rosmarus divergens (Pacific walrus) is the source of this 952-nucleotide messenger RNA. It is a transcript of the gene LRAT, whose product is annotated as lecithin retinol acyltransferase (phosphatidylcholine--retinol O-acyltransferase). NCBI's taxonomy places the organism in Eukaryota, Metazoa, Chordata, Mammalia, Carnivora, Odobenidae. The transcript has 2 exons. The record is from RefSeq and is a predicted model, not a curated record. Gene Ontology annotation, biological process: retinol metabolic process. Gene Ontology annotation, molecular function: phosphatidylcholine-retinol O-acyltransferase activity. Bases 3 to 695 code for a protein of 230 amino acids.
GGAUGAAGAACCCAAUGCUGGAGGCGCUGUCCCAAUUGCUGGAGAAGCUGCUCCUCAUCUCCAACUUCAAGCUCUUCAGUUCGGGCACCCCGGGCGAAGACAAGGCGAAGAAUAGUUACUAUGAGAUCAGCUCCUUCCUUCGCGGCGACGUGCUGGAAGUGCCCCGGACCCACCUGACCCACUACGGCAUCUACCUGGGCGACAACCGUGUUGCCCACAUGAUGCCCGACAUCCUGUUGGCCCUGACCAAAGACAAGGGGCGCACGCAGAAGGUGGUCUCCAAUAAGCGUCUCAUCCUGGGCGUCAUUGGCAGGAUAGCCAGCAUCCGCGUGGACACAGUGGAGGACUUCGCCUAUGGAGCCGACAUCCUGGUCAAUCACCUGGACAAGUCCCUCAAGAAGAAGGCGUUGCUCAACGAAGAGGUGGCGCAGCGGGCGGAGAAGCUGCUGGGCAUAACUCCCUACAGCCUACUGUGGAACAACUGUGAGCACUUUGUGACCUACUGCAGAUUCGGCACCUCGAUCAGCCCCCAGGCCGACAAGUUCUGUGAGAAUGUGAAGAUAAUUAUUCGUGAUGAGAGAAGUGUUCUCGCUUCAGCGGUCUUGGGAUUGGCAUCUAUAGUCUGUCUGGGCUUGGCAUCCUAUACUACCCUUCCUGCAAUUUUUAUCCCAUUCUUCUUAUGGAUGGCUGGCUAACUUCAUAUCCCUGUGUCAGUGUUGUAUUCUGUGUGUAAAUAUGUUUAUAUAGAGAGAGCACAAGUCAGUAUAAGCAUCGUCGAGAAAAAUGUGACCUGUAACACUGUAUUCUGGAUAAAAAUGUGACUAAGAAUCACCCAAAGUGCUUACUGUGUAAGCCCAAGAACAAAGGCUUUCUGAAACUUCUCAGGCAGUUCGAUUUUAAAGCCCUGUGCAGAUCUUGGAAACAUGACAACUUGUGAUAGAAUUCAUCAUUA